CGCCUAUCAUUCAGGAAAAGCGUCUCGCACGUAUACACUCACAACGCAGCCCCAUGCAACUUCACCAUGCCCUACUACCCAUACACUACGAUUGCCUCGCAGCAAACACACCAUCCGUCACAAAGCGGGCGGCUAGCGAGACAAGACUUUCUACGCCAACUCAACCCAAUCAACAACCAGCGGAGCUUUCGGAGAAUAAGUGCAAGUCUUCGUCUCACUGUCGAUAUACCGGGUGUCUUCGCUCGUGAUUUGGAAGUGGCCAUCAAUCACGGAGUUCUAACAAUCCAGGGGGUUCGCAAAACCAUGUCGGUCGAUGGCACGGUUUGUAUCAAGAAACACAAGUUCUCACGACGCUACGCUAUCGAUACGAACGUAGUGGAUGUUGCGCGAGUCGACGCAAACUUGUCGCAUGGUGUCUUGGCGAUCCGUGCGCCAAAGAAGUCUGGAUCCCAGCACGUUCGAAUUGAUGAGGCGGACGAACAGACUCGCAACACCACCGGGAAUCUUUCGUCGAGGGAGAUCAACGUCACUACCAGCAACCACGAACUAAUGUCCAAUCUCACCCCCGUGGAUACCGCUAGAUUGGCUGCUUCACAAGUACCCUUGGCAGUACAGCAAGGAUCUGAAGUAAAUGCCCUUCCCGCAGAUCCUACCACGAUUCCAAACGGAAAAGACUCGGACAGUUCCAGUCAUGGAGAAGUGAGCUCCGAUUCGUGCUCCCAGAGAGAGGAUGGUCAAUCAUAGAGCAGCAGGAUCACUAAAUUUAGCAUUUAUUCCUUUUCAGUAGC
Molecule: messenger RNA, 788 nt
Organism: Phaeodactylum tricornutum CCAP 1055/1
Lineage: Eukaryota; Bacillariophyta; Bacillariophyceae; Surirellales; Neidiaceae
Exons: 2
Coding region: 67-744 (225 amino acids)
Source: RefSeq, a predicted model, not a curated record